Molecule: messenger RNA, 2490 nt
Organism: Triplophysa rosa
Lineage: Eukaryota; Metazoa; Chordata; Actinopteri; Cypriniformes; Nemacheilidae
Product: taste receptor type 1 member 1-like
Exons: 6
Coding region: 1-2490 (829 amino acids)
Biological process (GO): G protein-coupled receptor signaling pathway
Cellular component (GO): membrane
Molecular function (GO): G protein-coupled receptor activity
Source: RefSeq, a predicted model, not a curated record
AUGUUCCUGAGCCGCUUUUACACUUUCCUUAUGAGUAUUAUUCAUUUUGUUUUUAAAGUUUCUUGCUCUUCAUCUGAGUUCAGCUUAGAUGGCGAUUACUUGUUGGGUGGCCUUUUUCCAAUACAUGAAGUUGAACAGAAAAUAUCCAUGUUUUCUCCAGAGGCCGUUGAAUGUAAAAGGCACAUUGUCUCAAAAUCUGGUUAUCAGAUGUUCCAAGUAAUGAGGUUUGCUGUUGAGGAGAUUAAUAACUCUUCCACCCUGCUGCCCAAUGUUUCUCUGGGUUAUGAGAUUUUUGACCAUUGUUCCGACACUAAGAACUUCCCUUCAGUCUUCAGUUUAGUCUCACAGAAUGGAACAAUAAAACCUCAAGAAAAACUCAACAGCCAUCAUCCUAAAGUGAUUGCCUUGACAGGACCAUAUGGAAGCACAAGAACUAUUACUAUUUCACCAUUGGUCACAAUGGACCUUAUACCAUGGGUUCAAUAUGGAGCCACCAGCUAUGCAUUAAGUGAUAAACUUCAUUAUCCCUCUUUUAUAAGAACAGUGCCUAGCAACAGAGACUCGAUAAAGAUGAUGAUUCGCAUCAUACAGUGGUUUGGAUGGAACUGGGUUGCCUUUCUUGGAGGUCCAGACAAUUACAGUGAAGAUGGCUUACAACUGUUUAACAGCUAUAUCAGAAACACUGGCAUUUGUAUGGCCUAUCAAGAGAUUCUCAGACAAAGUGCAAACUACAGUCUAAUUCUUAAAAAGAUUGAUAAGCUCAACAUCAAUGUCAUUGUGGUUUUCGCUUUGCCAAUAUAUGCAGAAAACAUAGUGAGAUCUGCCAUAGCAAACAACAUCAGAGACAAAGUUUGGAUUGCUAGUGAAACAUGGUCUAUGAAUCACCAGCUUUCAAGAGAGCCAGGAAUUGGACAAAUCGGAACAGUCAUUGGCAUUACAGAUAGAUUUAUGUCAUUGCCUGGAUUUCAUGAAUUCAUCUAUAAAACCAAAAAAAUGAAUGUUUAUAAGAAUAACGACAUCGAGAGUGAAAUACAGACCAGGACAUGUAAUCAAAAGUGUGACAAUUGCUCAUUUUUGACCAUGGAGGAAACUAUAAAUGAAGAUCCCACACUGUCUUUUGCCAUUUAUGCUGCCAUGUACAGCAUAGCUCAUGCAUUACAUAAAGUUCUUCAGUGUGACGUGAGGCAAUGCAGCAAAAAUACAACAGUUAAGCCAUACAUGCUUCUGAGAGAAAUUAAGAAGUUGGAUUUUCUUCUGAGUGGCCGUCAGGUGAAAUAUGAUGUCAAUGGUGAUCCAGCCAUCAGUUAUGCAGUCGUGCUGUGGCACACAGAAACAAAUCAUUCAUGGCUUGAGAUCGUCGGCACGUAUGACACAAAUCCAGAAAUGAUUUUUACCAUUAACAACUCCCUCAUACCCUGGAGUAACAAUACUUCUGUUCCUUUCUCGAACUGCUCUGUUGAGUGUAAAGAGGGAUUUUCAAGGGAACGUGUGGGAUAUCAUGACUGCUGCUUUCUGUGUAAAAAGUGCCCACAAAACAGCUAUGUAAAUUAUUCCCGAGACCCUUUUACCUGUUUUCCAUGUGGAGAGAGCGAAUGGUCUGAUGAGCGCAGCAUGGCUUGUAAGACACGUUCCGUCGUCUAUCUUCAGGUCACAGAAAUCGGCUCCAUUGGUGUUAUAUCUUCUACUGCAUGCUUGAUUACUCUGCUUAUGUUCACGUUAUUCAUUUUUGCUCACAAUUAUAACACACCAGUAGUGAGGUCUGCAGGUGGCAGCAUGUGUUUCCUGAUGUUAGCAAGUUUGAUUAUCUCUUGCCUAGGUAUGUUUUUCUUCUUUGAACAACCCACACAUGUAACUUGUCACUUGAGAAAUUUCCUGUAUGUGUUUUUCUACACUGUUUCUCUCUCUUGUUUGACUGUUCGUGCCUUUCAAAUAGUUUGUGUCUUCAAAAUGGCUGCAGAGUUCCCUAAUGUGCACAGGCUGUGGGUGAAGUACAAUGGCCAGUGGCUUUUUGUGGCCUCAUUUUCUGCCUUUUAUUUAAUUGUUUGUGUUAUAUGGAUCACAGUGCUGCCCACCAAACCCUCCAGGGACUUUGUUACGUUUAAAGACCAGAUUUUGCUUGUCUGUGAAAGGGGGCACGCUGUACCCCUUAUCAUUGUUGUGUUUAUUAGUUGGUUUCUUGGUUUCCUGUGUAUCUACUUUUCUUACAUGGCCAGAGAUUUACCGAAAAAUUACAAUGAGGCCAAAUCAAUUACCUUCAGUAUAGUUUUUUUCAUUGUGGUCUGGAUUUUAUACUUCACAGCAUAUGUUUUUGUCAAAGGCAAAUACAUCCUGCUUUUGAAUGCAUUGACCCAGAUAUUGAGUAUAUAUGGAAUUUUCAUAAGCUAUUUCAUACCAAAAUCUUACAUCAUGUUAUUUCAGCCCAAGAAGAACACUGCUGCAUACUUUCAAACAUCUAUUCAGAAUUACACCCAAACUAUUAGUAGGAGUUAA